Bemisia tabaci is the source of this 958-nucleotide messenger RNA. Lineage: Eukaryota; Metazoa; Arthropoda; Insecta; Hemiptera; Aleyrodidae. The record is from RefSeq and is a predicted model, not a curated record.
AGCAGAUGGAGGUCAAAGGCCAAUCUGGUGGGUGUUCUCAGGUAUGGGCUCCCAGUGGAACGGUAUGGGCGCUCAGCUAAUGCAUGUCCCCAUAUUCCGUGACGUCAUCGAUAGGUGUGACAAAGUUCUCUCACCACGUGGCCUGGACAUCAAGCACAUUAUUACUUCCACGGAUAAGGACAUCUUUGAAAAUAUUCUACAUGCAUUUGUUGGUAUCACUGCAACGCAGAUUGGCUUGGUGGAAGUACUGAGAGCCUUGGAGUUGGAGCCCGAGGGCAUCGUGGGACACUCUGUUGGUGAAUUAGGAUGUGCCUACGCUGAUAAUUGUCUAACUCUCGAGCAAACGAUUUUGGCUGCUUACGCUCGAGGAAGAGCUUCAUUGGAGUCAACUCUAAUCAAAGGAAUGAUGGCGGCGAUAGGGUUAGGUUACGGUGAUAUCUUAAGCCGCCUACCAAAAACCAUCGAUGUUGCUUGCCGCAAUUCUGACACAAGCUGCACGAUAUCGGGACCUGCAGCAGACGUCGAAGAAUUUGUCACUGAAUUGAAAGCCAAAGGUAUUUUUGCGAGGAGUGUCAACGUAGCAAAUAUUGCCUACCACUCCAGAUAUAUCCAGCCUGCAGCCCCAAUUUUACUCAAAUAUCUAAAAGAGGUCAUACCAGAGAAAACAAAGCGAUCUGAAAAAUGGAUCAGCAGCUCAGUGCCGAAGAAAGACUGGAGCUCUGACCUAGCCACCUACAGUUCCCCUGACUACCACACUAACAACCUGCUCAGUCCGGUUCUCUUCGAAGAUGCCAUCAAGUCGAUUCCAUCAAACGCCGUCUGCAUUGAGAUUGCACCCCAUGGCUUGCUCCAGGCAAUUCUUAAACGAGCACUUCCAACCAAAGUCACAAAUGUCCCGCUCACUCACAGAUCCAGUCCAGAUGGCGUAAAGUUCCUCUUGGAUGCUAUUGGACAGUAA